ACUGUAACAGACGACGGGGAGUUAAGCUCAGGCUGUAAGUACGAACGAACGCGUCAACCGAGUGUCGUGUGAUGUGCUUUCGGUAGUGAAUAUUUUUUCUUUUAGGGGGCUCGAUGGAUUUUAGAUGGAUUUUGAUUAUCGCCCUGCUUAGCGUCAGAGAUACAUUUUGUGAAACUUUUGCCAGUGUACCAUCGGCGUCUAUAGCUCCAUCGGAGGUGGAUUGUCAACAAUACGUAGAGAAAGCCAUCAAAGAAUUAGUUACUCCAGAACCUAUUGGAAGUACAGAACGUGACCAAAACAUUCAGAAUGAAAGCCCCACAAGUGGAAGCCCUCCAAAUGAUGAUGUUACAGGCUCGAGUUCUCAAGAUGGUAAUUCUCCGGAUGAUAGCAGAUCGAGUACACCACCCCAACCGGAAAAGUUCGAAAAAGAAAAAGAAACAACCAGAGACGAAGUAAAUUUAAAUGAAGGUGUUAAUGAAAGACAUGAAAUUAAAAAUAAUAUUAAUGAAGUAAAUGAUGCAGAAGAAAUCCGUCCACUUGAUAUAACUGAAAAAAAUCAAACCUAUAAUACUGCAGAAGAAGAUAGUGAGAUUGAAAUCGUUAGUGAAGAAGAAGAAAAUCCUGAAAAUAAUAGUGUAAGUGCCAUAGAAAAUGAAGUUAUAGAACCUGAAAAAGAAUCUGUACCUAUUAUUCUAGACAAAGAUGUAGUUAACAAUAAUGUUGAAAUUAUAAUUGAUGUUGAAGAUAUAAAAAUUAAAAAUGCUGAUAAAAUAGUAGAACCUAUUGCAAAUGAGAUACAAGUAGAAGAAACAAUAGAAACUACUAAUGUUAACAAAAAUAUGGAAACCCCUAAACAAUUAUUUAAAGGAACAAAAAAAAGGAACCCAAAAUAUUGGAAGUUUGAUCCAGACGAUGAACCUGAAAAUUCUGUUCCAAUUGUAAAACAAAAACCAAAAAGAAAUCUAAAAUACUGGAAAAUUGAUCCCGAUGAAUUUCCACUUGAACAAGCACCCAAACCAGCUGAAACUCCAAAAUUACGUAAUCCUAAAUAUUGGAAAAUAGACCCAGAAGAAGAAAAAUUGUACAGGCUAGCAGAAGCUAAAAAGACUGAAGAUAUAUUAAAAUCAGCUCCUCAGAAAGGUAAAAGAAAUCCUAAGUACUGGAAGUUUGAUCCAGACGAAGAGUUAAUAGGAGUAGAAAACAAAAAACAUUCGACAGUUGAUGAUACGUUAAAACAAAGUUCAAAUCAAAUUUUCAAAGGAACAAAAAAACGAAAUCCAAAAUAUUGGAAAUUUGAUCCAGAUGAAUAUGAAGAUGAAAUAAAAAAAGAGCCAGUAGCUAAAGCUAAGCGAAACCCUAAGUACUGGAAAUUCGAUCCCGACAACGAACUCGAAGAACAUAAAAAAACGGUUGAAGAAAAUAAAAUAGAAAAAGAUACUCAUAAAAAAAAUAAAUAUUGGAAAAUGGACGAACCAACUGAAGAGAUAAAAAUAUUAGAAGAUAAAGAAAAAGACAAAUCAAAACAGAACAAGUAUUGGAAAACUGAUGAAUCAAAUAAGGAUACAAAAACAAUAGAUCAAAAAGACGAAGAAAAACCAAAAAAGAAUAAAUAUUGGAAAACAGAAGAAGUUGAAAAUAAUAUACCCAAUGAAGUAAUAAAAGAAGAAGAACCAAUCGCAAAAAAAAAUAAAUAUUGGAAAACAGAAGAAACGGAAAAACAAAAUGAAGUGAAAGAUGAAGAUACAACAUCUAAAAAAAAUAAAUACUGGAAAACAGGAGAAAAACCCGUAGAUGCAGUAAAAGAAAAGUUAAUAGAAACUCAAAGAAGUAUGUAUUGGAAACUAGACGAAGAAAAAAAAUCAUCAAAAUGGGAAAAACAAACUAAAAACGAAAAUAUCAAAACUACCGAAGAUGAUGUAACAGUUGAAGAAUACCUGCCAGAAGAAGAUUUGACAAUGGAUGAAGUGGUACCAAAGAAUCUACGAAAUAAAAGUCAUAUAAAACAAACAUUAAAAAUAGGUGAAAAUACUGCACAGCAUGAUAGUUUUCUAUCAAAAGUUGUAGAUUCGACAUUAAAAGAACUAAAAAAAGUAUAUGAAGUGGCAAUUAAACCUUUGGAAAUGACUUUCAAGUACAGAGAUCUGAGUAACAGACAUUUCGGAGAGCCAGAAAUAUUCUCUAAACCACUCAUUCUGUUUAUGGGACCUUGGAGUGGUGGUAAAUCUUCAAUAGUUAAUUAUCUUUUAGACAUUGAACAUUCUCAAUUUGCAUUAAGAACUGGAGCGGAGCCAUCUCCAGCGUAUUUCAACAUUAUGAUGUAUAAUAACCGCGAAGCGAUUCUAGACGGAACGCAAUUAGCAGCUGACUGGACGUUUUCGGGUCUUCAGAAAUUCGGACAGGGUCUGUUGGACAAACUCCGUGGACUCAAGUUACCCCAUCCUUUGUUAGAGAAGGUAAACAUCGUAGAGAUUCCCGGAAUAUUAGAAAUGCGUAAACACGUGGACCGGGUGUUCCCGUUCAACGAUGUGUGUCAAUGGUUCAUCGACAGGGCUGACAUGAUAUUCUUAGUGUACGACCCGGCGAAAUUGGACGUAGGCCCCGAAACCGAAGCAAUAUUGGACCAACUUAAAGGCAGAGAAUAUCAGACAAGGAUAUUGUUGAAUAAGGCUGACAAAAUUCGCGCCGAAGAACUGAUGCGCAUACAGGGCACGCUCAUAUGGAACAUAAGUCCGCUCAUGUCCAGCGCAGAGCCUCCGGUCAUUUAUUCGGUGUCAUUGUGGUCAAACCCGUAUGAAAUCGGGUCUCCAGCCAGGCUGCUACAUUCUCAAGAACUAUCAUUCUUGAAAGACAUUCGUUCGGCAAUCGAUAGGCGCGUUGAAAGCAAGAUAGCCAGUGCUCGGCGAUUCGCGGUGAGGGUGCGAAACCACGCCAAGAUGGUCGACUGUUAUCUGACUACGUACUACAACCACAAGUCGUUCUUCGCAAACCGGAAGACCGUCAGCGACGAUAUCAUAGAGAACCCACAGAACUAUCACAUCUACGAGGGCCUGAGCACACUGACCAACAUAUCUAGAUACGACCUGCCCGAUCCGGACGUGUACAGAGACUUCUUCCGGCUGAACCCCGUGUACGAGUUCAAGCGGCUGUCCGAUACAUGCACGUACUUCCGGGGUUGUCCGAUCAACAAGCUGGACAUGGCCAUUGCCUAUGAUCUGCCCGACCUGAUCGGCCAAUACAAAAGACAAGAGGAGCAACUGGUGACGGAGGUGCCGUGAAAAUGCCACGACGAUAUUAUCCGAUUACCCAUCGAAUAAAAUAUACAGCUGAUAUAUAUCAUAUAUAUUGUUUAAUAUUCAAAUAUUAUUGUUUUACCAAUUAUUUAUUCGUUUUCGUGUAGAAUGUUUUUUUUCUCUCUCUCUUUGAUUUAUAUUAAAUUGUUAGAUAAUAAUAUGUGUGCGUCCGGAAAAAUUGUUGCCAUUUCUAAAAAUGAACAAAAAAGUACGUCUUAAAAACGUGACAACUGCAUUAAUAGUAUGUUAUAAUAUAAUAUCAUGUACUGUACGGUCAUCAGCGACGUGCAUUACGAUAGACACCGCAUUACAAUUAUAGUAUAUUAUAAUAUAUUAUUAUAUAUAUUAUUAUAAUUCAUACCUAUAGUAUCGCGGUAGUCUUUUUUACGACCGUAUUUUACGUUUAUUAAUUUUCGCUAAUUACUAUUCUCGAUGGAGUAAUAUCUCGGGACCUGUGACGUGUUUAAGAUGCUAUUUUUAAGCUGGAAAUGUGAAUCCAACUGAAAGAGAUGCGUAUACCAUAUAGCGUCUUCCGAAACAGUUUGCUCACAUAAUUGGCAAUUGUACCACUCGGUGGGAGGUAUACGCAUGUACAUUGUAUAUUAUUAUACAGAGUGGCUUGUGGUGUUUUCCCAAUAUCCCGCCAUGGUUAGCACACGGAAAAACGGGAAAACACCAUGGUCCACCCUGUAUACAUUGUGAUUUGUGUUACACGAAUGUUUUAUGUCAACAAACGAAUUGGCAAAUUAUUAUUAUGAAUAUUAUGUUCAACAUGUGUAUUUAUCUAUCAUCUAAAGUUUAAGAAAUAUUUAAUUAGAAAAUCUUAA
This is a messenger RNA of Metopolophium dirhodum (rose-grain aphid), 4117 nucleotides long. Its product is annotated as golgin subfamily A member 6-like protein 24. Bases 114 to 3275 code for a protein of 1053 amino acids. The transcript is spliced from 11 exons. The record is from RefSeq and is a predicted model, not a curated record. Lineage: Eukaryota; Metazoa; Arthropoda; Insecta; Hemiptera; Aphididae.